UUAGGAUUGGCAACAUUUACUCACAUUCUGUCAACCGUUUACACUUGAAAUGUUGAAUCAUUUGAAAGAUGAAUUUACAAGAUAAACUAUCGCUCGUAAACUAGUUGAUCAUUGGAAAUUAUCAACAGCAAUUAGCGACACAUCCAACUUAUUUAAACGACUCUAAUCAUCUCUUAAUUGUUAUUUAUUUGCAAACCUGAUUGUUUUCUGAUUUUGUUUCUGUUUUCAUUUCCACUUUCCCAAUCAUAAUUGUAUCUUAAUUAUCCUCAUGCUCAGUGCUUCAUGUUAUGAUCUGUUAUUAUAUUAUUUUCAUCAUUGAUCAUGUUUAAAUUAUCAACCAAUUCUAAUCCAACUGCACCAACAGUAACAAUCAACAACAAUAGUUCAAGUAAAUUUAUAAUCAAUAAUAGUAACGGUGAAAGUGUUAAUUGUAACAAUCCUGUUAUCAAAAGUGAAAGUGAUUGUAAUAAUAAUAGUGAUGGUACCAAUAGUAACCUCGGGAAUGGUACAAACAGUAAUAACAACAGUAACUCGACGACACCAUUUGAAAAUGAAAUAACCAAUUUAAGUAAUAAUUCAGUGUCAUCACCACAGAAACACAAUUACUCAACCUCAUCACCAACUUCAUCACCUUCGCCCUCAUCGUCGCCCAAAGCCCAGGCAACUUCAUAUCGUAUCAGUGACAUACUCUCACGAUCAACAACCAACGGAAGCGUUGGUGGAGUAGGUGUUAAUCACCACAGUUUUCAUCAUCUUCAUCAUCCUUCCUCAAUGGCGGCUACUUCAGCGGCUUUGUAUUGGAACUCAAUGGUUCAAAAUCAAGCUCUUUGGAAAGAGAGACUAGUGUGUGCCUCUAUUAAUGCAGGAGGAGUAGUAACAGGAGGUGGUGGUGUCGUUGGGUCAAGUGUCAUCGGUGUCCCUGGUCGUCCUGGCCAUCACAAUCAAACAAAUCCUCUAAACCAUAACCAACAUCAUAAUCAACAUCACCAAAACAACAACCAUGCCAAUAAUAAUAACAAUAAUAAUCAUCAUAAUCAUCACCAUCACCACCACCAUGGUAUACCUGUGGUCAAUCAGAAUCUAAACAACUUGACCAUCGGAUUAGUUGAGAAAGAUGGUAAACGUAAACAUACUCGGCCGACCUUCUCAGGUCAGCAAAUUUAUAUUCUUGAAAAAACUUUUGAACAGACCAAGUAUUUGGCUGGACCAGAACGCGCCAAAUUGGCCUAUGCUUUAGGUUUGUCUGGUGAUCAAGUUAAAGUUUGGUUUCAAAAUCGACGAACCAAGUGGAGGAAAAAACAUGCCGCUGACAUGACAACAGCCAAGAAAAUGGCUUAACCAUCAUAACUUAACAAGAUGAACAUUGAAUCGUUAUUAGAAUCACAAUAAACAAAACACAUUAUUAACUCAUUUAGUACAUAAACACGUAGCUAUUAGUUAAUCCGGAGACAGAGUAAUUAAUAUAAUCUCAACAAUAUCGACAAAAUUUUCAUUAAAUUGUGUAAAAAAUUGAACCCAAAUUAAUUACUUUGAUCUUCAAUUAACUGUAACUUGCAAUUGUCCUCAAAUAAAUCAAGCCUUUUUUGCUAAUUGCUUAUAAUUAACUAUUAUUUGGUUAAUUAUUUUAAUGUUUUUCUCUAUUCCCAUGUACCAUGUCCCUUGUAAGAAAAACAAAUCAAAAUUAAAUUGAAAGAGUUUCAAUCACAACACAAGUUCAA
This is a messenger RNA of Panonychus citri (citrus red mite), 1718 nucleotides long. RefSeq names its product probable serine/threonine-protein kinase DDB_G0282963. Gene Ontology annotation, cellular component: nucleus. The transcript has a single exon. Gene Ontology annotation, molecular function: RNA polymerase II cis-regulatory region sequence-specific DNA binding; DNA-binding transcription factor activity, RNA polymerase II-specific. The record is from RefSeq and is a predicted model, not a curated record. Bases 322 to 1338 code for a protein of 338 amino acids. Gene Ontology annotation, biological process: cell differentiation; regulation of transcription by RNA polymerase II. Lineage: Eukaryota; Metazoa; Arthropoda; Arachnida; Trombidiformes; Tetranychidae.